AUGGCUCAGUUGGCAGGGGCAGAUGAAAUAGAGUCUUUCCGGCUCGAGUUAGCGGAGAUUGGGAGGGGCAUAAGAUCCUCGUUUCGAAGCCACGCCUCGAGUUUGCGAAGCACCACCACUGUCAAUGCCGAAGGAGACAAUGAUGAAGGUUGUGUUGGUGAUGAAGAACAUGACUUGCAUUGGGCUGCAGUUGAGAGACUGCCCACUUUUGAGAGGAUUACGACCGCUCUUUUCGAUGAUUAUGAUGGCGAGUCAGCGAAAGGAGAUGCCAAGGGGAGACGGGUGGUCGAUGUUACCACGCUUGGAGGGCAAGAACGGCGUGUUUUCAUAGAGAAGCUCAUCAGACACAUUGAGAAUGAUAACCUUCAACUACUGCAGAAGAUUAAACAGAGAAUCGACAAGGUUGGGGUGAAGUUGCCCACGGUGGAAGUGAGAUAUGAGAAUCUCUGUGUGGAAGCAGAGUGUAAGGUAGUUCAUGGCAAGCCCCUGCCCACUCUAUGGAAUGCUCUAAAGGGUAUGAUUUUGGGCAUCGCAGAACUGCCAGGUUCAAAAACACGCAAUGCCAAGAUAAGCAUCCUUGAAGAUGUCAGUGGAAUUAUUAAGCCGGGAAGGAUGACCUUAUUGCUUGGCCCUCCGGGUUCUGGAAAAACCACGUUUUUGAUGGCACUCGCAGGGAAGCUAAGCCAUUCUCUCAAGGUUUCCGGUGAACUAUGUUACAAUGGUCAUGGACUAGAAGAGUUUGUUCCUCAGAAAACCUCAGCUUAUGUAAGCCAACAGGAUGUGCAUAUUCCAGAGAUCACCGUGAGGGAAACACUCGAUUUCUCUGCCUGUUGUCAAGGUGUAGGAAGCCGACCUGAGAUUAUGAUGGAAGUCAGUAGAAGGGAAAAGCAGGCAGGAAUAGUCCCAGAUCCGGACGUAGAUGCUUACAUGAAGGCUACAUCUGUUAAGGGACUGAAAAAUACACUUCAAACUGAUUAUAUUCUUAAGAUACUUGGUCUUGAUUUUUGCGCUGACACAUCGGUAGGAGAUCCCAUAAGAAGAGGAAUAUCCGGUGGCCAGAAGAAGCGGUUGACUACAGGGGAGAUGAUCAUUGGACCUGCAAAAGCUCUGUUCAUGGAUGAAAUAUCUAACGGCUUAGAUAGUUCCACCACUUUCCAACUCGUAUCUUGCCUUCAGCAUUUCGUGCAUAUCUCAGAUGCUACCGCGUUGAUUUCACUUCUUCAGCCUGCACCGGAGACAUUUGAUCUCUUCGAUGAUAUUGUCUUAAUGGCAGAAGGGAAGAUUGUGUUUCACGGGCCAAGAACUUCAAUUGAAUUUUUCGAGGAGUGUGGGUUUAAGUGCCCAGAAAAAGGUGUUGCUGACUUCCUUCAGGAGGUUAUGUCUAGAAAAGAUCAAGUGCAGUAUUGGGACAGCCCUCAACCUUACAGCUACGUUUCGGUCGAUCAGUUCAUUAAGAAGUUCAAGGAUGGACAUCUAGGCAGGCAGUUAAACGAGGAGCUCUCGAAGCCAUUCGAUAAGUCUCAAAGCCACAAGGAUGCUCUAUCCUUUAGAAAAUACUCAUUACCUAAAUGGGAACUUUUUAAGUCCUGCACAAGGAGGGAAUUUCUUCUGAUGAAAAGAAAUUCUUUUAUUUAUGUUUUCAAAUCAGUUCAGCUAGUCAUUAUUUCUUCAAUAACAAUGACCGUUUUCCUCCGGACUCGAAUGGCUAUCGACAUGAUCCACGCAAAUUAUUAUAUGGGCUCUUUAUUCUACGGACUCAUCAUACUUCUCGCUGAUGGAUUCCCGGAAUUGUCAAUGACUGUCUCAAGAAUUGUGGUUUUCUACAAACAGAAGGAGUUGUGUUUUUAUCCUGCUUGGGCUUAUGCAAUCCCAGCUGCCAUCCUAAAGGUUCCGCUAUCGUGCUUGGAGGCUUUUGUUUGGACUGCUCUUACAUACUAUGUUAUCGGUUACACCCCUGAGGUUGGAAGGUUCUUUCGCCAGUUCCUUCUACUCUUCGCUAUGCACCUAACAUCAAUAUCCAUGUUUCGAUUUAUUGCUUCGGUUUUUCAAACUGUGGGUGCUGCUAUGACAGCUGGUACUUCAGCAAUACUGUCUGUUUUACUAUUUGGUGGUUUUGUUAUACCAAAAUCAUAUAUGCCGGCUUGGAUGAAGUGGGGAUUUUGGGUUUCUCCCUUGACCUAUGGGGAGAUAGGAUUAACAGUUAACGAAUUCCUAGCGCCCCGAUGGGAAAAGGUUUAUGGAAACACAACUCUCGGUCAACAAGUACUCGAAAGCCGUGGAUUAAACUUUGAAGGCUAUUUCUAUUGGAUAUCACUUGGCGCGUUAGUAGGGUUCACGGUAUUAUUCAAUGUUGGUUUCACCUUAGCUUUGACUUUCUUGAAGUCUCCCGGAAGGCCGCCUGCUAUUAUUUCUUACGACAAGUAUCAUGAACUGCAAGGAAAAGGAGACAGAAAAACCGAUACAGAUACAGAGCAGAAACCCACUAGUGCACCUAACACGACUGCAGAAGCCAAGAAGGGGAGGAUGGUUUUACCAUUUGAGCCCCUAGCAGUAGCAUUUCAGGAUGUACAAUACUAUGUUGACACUCCGCAGGAAAUGAGAAGGCGGGGCUUUACGCAGAGAAGGCUUCAGCUCCUAUCUGAUAUUACAGGUUCUUUCGGGCCAGGUAUUCUAACGGCAUUAAUGGGAGUCAGCGGGGCUGGGAAAACAACUCUCAUGGAUGUUCUUUGUGGAAGGAAAACUGGUGGUACCAUUGAAGGGGAGAUAAGAAUUGGAGGGUACCCUAAGGUUCAAGAUACAUUUGCUAGGGUAUCAGGCUACUGUGAGCAAAAUGACAUACAUUCUCCACAAAUAACUGUCGAAGAAUCAGUCGUAUAUUCUGCUUGGCUGCGCCUCCCUUCUCAUAUCGAUUCUAAUACUAAAGCCGAAUUUGUAAAGGAGGUCCUCGAAACUAUUGAGCUAGACGGGAUUAAAGAUUGCUUAGUGGGGAUGGCAGGAGUAAGUGGUUUAUCAACUGAGCAGCGUAAACGGCUUACCAUAGCUGUGGAAUUUGUUGCCAAUCCAUCGAUCAUGUUCAUGGAUGAACCAACUUCAGGUUUAGAUGCACGGGCAGCUGCUAUUGUCAUGAGAGCAGUGAAAAAUGUUGCUGCAACGGGAAGAACGGUUGUUUGCACCAUCCAUCAACCAAGCAUUGAUAUUUUCGAGGCAUUUGAUGAGUUGAUUCUGAUGAAAAGCGGGGGACGCAUAAUCUAUUGCGGUCCACUGGGGCAGAACUCAAGCAAGGUCAUUGAGUACUUCGAGAGUAUUCCCGGGGUGCCCUCAAUUAAAGACAAUUAUAAUCCAGCGACAUGGAUGUUAGAAGUUACUUCAAAAUCUGUGGAAUCUGAGCUCGGUAUAGAUUUUGCGCAAAUAUAUAGGGAAUCCGCCUUGUAUGGGACGAACAAGGAUUUAGCCAAGCAAUUGUGUUCACCAUCUCCUGGUUCAAACGAAAUGCAUUUUGCUACUCGUUUUCCACAGAACGGUUGGGGGCAGUUCAAAGCUUGCCUGUGGAAACAGAACUUGUCUUAUUGGAGAAGUCCUUCAUAUAAUCUGACACGCAUAAUAUUUAUGUUUUGCGCAUCUCUGCUGUUUGGAAUACUGUUCUGGGAUCAAGGAAAUAAAAUAAAUAGCCAGCAAGACCUCUUCAAUAUGUAUGGUUCAAUGUUCUGUGCAGUAAUAUUCUUUGGCAUAAACAAUUGCUCAACAGUUCUACCAUACGUUGCCACAGAGCGGAAUGUUCUAUACCGAGAAAGAUUUGCAGGAAUGUUCUCUUCAUGGGCCUACUCGUUCGCACAGGUACUGGUUGAGGUUCCUUACUUGGUCACUCAAGCAGUUAUUUAUGUUGCGAUCACAUACCCAAUGAUCGGCUACCAGUGGUCUGCCUACAAGAUAUUUUGGUCAUUCUAUAGCAUGUUCUGCAUACUACUAAGCUUCAAUUACCUAGGAAUGCUGAUAGUGUCGUUGACACCAAAUGUUCAGGUGGCCGCGAUCGUGGCUUCAGCUUCGUACGCAAUGCUGAACUUGUUUUCCGGGUUUGUCCUUCCAAGGCCGCACAUACCGAAGUGGUGGCUCUGGUUGUAUUAUUUAACCCCUACAUCAUGGGCCCUAAACGGAAUGCUUACCUCGCAGUAUGGAGAUAUGCAGAAGGAAAUCCAGGCGUUCGGAGAGACUAAAACUGUCGCUGCCUUCCUAGAAGAUUACUUCGGGUUUGACUACAACCUUUUAGGCCUUGUUGCUGCUGUUUCUAUUCUCCUCCCCAUUGCGUUUGCUUCUCUUUUCGCAUACUUCAUUGGAAAGUUAAACUUCCAGAGGAGGUAGAGAAGUUGAGGAUUUUUGUCUGGAUCUUGCAGAUAUAUGUAUGAAUAAUGUAUACUUGUCAAUAAAUUAUUUCAAUCAUAUUUCAUUGGAAUCACCAUUUACAAAAUUUGUACUAACUUUCCAGUCGAAAAUAGGACGGGUUUCGACAAGUAUCGAACGGCUAAGAUAUAUUUAUCAAAAUUUGUACGGUUUAGUACUA
Pyrus x bretschneideri (Chinese white pear) is the source of this 4555-nucleotide messenger RNA. Its product is annotated as pleiotropic drug resistance protein 3-like. Gene Ontology annotation, molecular function: ABC-type transporter activity; ATP binding; ATP hydrolysis activity. The record is from RefSeq and is a predicted model, not a curated record. Gene Ontology annotation, cellular component: membrane. Lineage: Eukaryota; Viridiplantae; Streptophyta; Magnoliopsida; Rosales; Rosaceae.